Malus domestica (apple) is the source of this 1368-nucleotide messenger RNA. Its product is annotated as protein RGF1 INDUCIBLE TRANSCRIPTION FACTOR 1. The record is from RefSeq and is a predicted model, not a curated record. NCBI's taxonomy places the organism in Eukaryota, Viridiplantae, Streptophyta, Magnoliopsida, Rosales, Rosaceae.
AAAAACGCAACAGUUCUGGAACUUCCACCAGCUAUAAAAUAGCAUUUAGGUUAGGGUUUUUGAAACCCAACUUGGUAAAAAAAAAAAGAAAACUAAAACCAAAGGCGCACAAUAGUAAUUGGCUAGCUACCUGUUGCUACAGUAGCAGCUAAACUUAAAGGGCCUUCUUCUCUUUCAUACUAUCCUCCCACUUCUUUAAAAACAGACAUAAUUCGUUGGAGAGAAACAAAGCGAGAGAGAGACAGAGUUAAAGGAUGGUGACAGAAUCGUAUGGUGGCGGUGGUGGUGGAAACAACAUUAAGCCUGCAUGGCUUGAGCGUUUAAUGGCCGAGACAUUCUUUGGCGGGUGCGGGGUCCACCACAGCCGCCGGAAAAACGAGAAGAACGUCUUCUGUUUGCACUGCUGCCUUAGUAUUUGCCCCCACUGCCUCUCUUCUCACCGCCUCCAUCCUCUCCUGCAGGUUAGACGAUAUGUGUACCAUGAUGUGGUUCGAUUGGGUGAUCUUGAAAAGCUGAUUGACUGUUCCUAUACCCAGCCCUAUACAAUUAACGGUGCCAAAGUGAUAUUCUUGAAUCAGAGGCCACAGACACAGUCUAGGACUUGCAAGCAGGGCUCUGCCAACAUCUGCCUCACUUGCGACAGGAUUCUCCAAGAGCCAUUCCACUUUUGUUCUCUCUCUUGCAAGGUUGAUCAUCUGGUGUACCAAGGGCAAGAUUUAUCUGGUAUACUCUACCGAUUUGAUGCGUCCGACUUCACCAUCUCUCAGUUCGAAGGAUUACGCAUGGACGGCUUGGAGAUGACCGAGGAUGAUGGCCACAUGAUGCCUAGCUCCACCGUAGAAGACCCUCAGCAAUACAGAGCUUCGUCAUGCUCCAAUGAAGCAACCAGUGAUUCGGUAAUGUCGCAAGAAACAGAGGUUAUCAAGAAGAAGAAGAAGAAAAGCAGUGGAUUCCUCCCUGGGAUUGUCCUCUCCCUUAGCAGCAGGAGAAAGGGUGCUCCUCAGAGAGCUCCUCUUUCUUAGAAUGAGACAUUUGGGAAAAAAUAAAUAAAUCGUAGGGUUAAGGUUAUUGGUAUCAUAUGAAAUAUGUUAUAUUAGGUACUAAUACUAAGGUUGGUCGGGCCACGGUUAAUAUUUAGAUCAAUUUGUGUAAUUUUCUGGCAUGGAUAUUGUCUGUAUUGACCUUGCAUGGGGCAUUUCCAUUACUGACUUUAGGUGGAUGUAGAGAGAGUGAACCACAUUGAAGGGUUUAGGCUCUCAUCAUCUCCACCAAUUUUGUAUCUAAGAAGGUAAUGGAGCUUUGCGAGUACAUACUAUAAUAUUUGUUUUCGUUCAAUUAUUUAAGCUACUAUAGCUACCAUCUUGAUUA